Bombina bombina (fire-bellied toad) is the source of this 997-nucleotide messenger RNA. RefSeq lists its product as uncharacterized. The transcript has 5 exons. The record is from RefSeq and is a predicted model, not a curated record. NCBI's taxonomy places the organism in Eukaryota, Metazoa, Chordata, Amphibia, Anura, Bombinatoridae. Gene Ontology annotation, cellular component: extracellular region. Bases 197 to 721 code for a protein of 174 amino acids. Gene Ontology annotation, molecular function: peptidase inhibitor activity.
GAUUGGGCGUGUUCCCGCCUGAGUGCUCUAACAGGAGUUCUGUGCUGACUGACAGCUGCAUCCUCCAACUGUCAGUAAGCAGCCUAGAGCCCUCACACUACAUACACAGCUACUGACAGGCAAUGCAGCUUCAGGAGGAAAUCAAGAGCUAACUGUAAGGGAGAGGAGUUGCACAAGGAGACUGCUCGCCGGCAGCAUGAAGAGUGCUCGUCUUUGUAUCGGUGCCCUGCUCUAUACUUUAAUCUCUGUCCUACCCUUGGCCUCAGGAGCUGUUCUCAAAAAACCAUAUGGUGUGUGUCCAUUGAUAGCUGCAGUCAGUGUGGACUGCUUGAGACCUUUAAAUGAAUGCCAAGGAGAUGGAGACUGUAGCUCAAUUGAGAAAUGCUGUUUUAAUGGUUGUAGAAUGGAAUGUACAAGGGUAGCAGCAGGAUUUCCAUUGGUUCCCACCUUUAAACCACCUAAACCUCCUGUUUGGCCACCUGAUGUUCCCGAAUGGCCUCAUGAACCUAAACCUAUACCGCCUAAUUUUCCUCCUCCUAAACCUCCGAUUAAACCUCUGAAACCUCCCAUUUAUUAUGAUCCUAUAAAUGAUCCUAUUCUUAAACCAUAUGUACCCCCUAUUCCUAUAAACAGGGAUGACUCAUCAGAACCAAAUCUUCCACCAAUCUUAAUUGAGCCUAAUGGGUUUGGUCCAGCUUUCCCAAAUGGCAUUGGACCUUAAUUCCAUUAAAACCAUUACUUAUCUCCUCUGUAACUGGAAAAGAAGAUGAGGAUUGUGUACAAAAAGAAGAAAGGAAGAUGACAGCGGGCAGUUGCUUGAAUACAUUUACAAAUAAAUAAAUCAAUGUGUUAAGAUUAUUGAAUUUACUAUACUUCAUAGAUUGACAAGUGAAAAAUACAUUGCCACAGUAAUAUCACAUUAAGAUACAGGACAGUUUGGAUAAACUGUAAAGUAUGUUUUAAUUAAUAAAAAAUAAAAGAAAGAUUAAUUUCAAAA